AUAAAUUUAAUGAUCCCAUGGGUACGUGAUCAAAUAGCAGAAGCCUGGCACAACAGAAAAAGUUCAAGGGCAGCUGACAAGCGGUCCUUGGCUGUUUCUUCUGUCAGCUCAGGCAAUGCUACAAGCAAUAACACUAUGCUUACACCAUUACCUACCUCACCUGAAAACUUUUCUAUCAACGUUAUCAGUAUGGAAGGUAAUGUCUUAGAUGUUGCAAUAAAACCAAACUUUACUGUGGGAAAUAUUAAGAAAAUAGCAGUGGUACAUUUUUAUGGUCAAGAUACAAUAAAAUCCAUCUCAAGCUAUCGCUUAGUUCAUUCAACUAAAUUUAUACAGCUUAAGGAUGAAAAUUAUGUAAGCGACGAGGAUAUCAAUGAAUGUGAUGAGUUAUUAUUAGUAGAAAUACGAUCAUCUGUACAAGAAGAUUUUUCGGAUGAAGCUCUUAAAGGUCCAAGUUUAGAAGCAAUAGCUCAAGCUACAAGUGAUCUACCUAAUGUACGAAAUCCACCUAAGCCUGUGCCAUCUACAGAAUGCCCUGCAGAUUUCCAGAAUGAAAUUCGUAAGAUUUUAAUAACCCUUGUACAAGCAUCUGCAAAGAUCUUGAUGUACAGUCCUUAUGCUGAAAAAUUGUAUGACGAUAUUAAGGAAAAACUUGAAGCUAGGUGUAAUCCUAUUAAUGAUCCAAAAAUCGUAAAAAAUCUUAUAGAAAUGGGUUAUCCUCACAAAAAAGUUCUCAAAGCAUUAUGUCUUCGAAAGCAAGUAUCAACAUCGAAUAUGACAGAAGCUUUAGAAUGGCUUAUAGAUCAUCAGGAUGAUUCAGAUAAUGAUUCAGAUGAUGAUUCAGAUUUCUUAUCCAUGGAUACAGACAUAGAUAUUGCGAAUCCUAGUUCUUCAAUGAAAGCUAAGAAAAAGUCAUUUAAAGAUGCAUGUUUGGAAUUGUUCAAAGAAAAACAAGAUCAAGAAGAAAAAAAUCUGGUAUAUAUCGUAGAAUUAUUAUUACAUAGUUUUCGACAAUGGAAGAAAAUGGAAUUUAAACCUAAUAAGAGAGCAACGCGAUCGCUUGUAGAAAUGGGCUUUGAAGAGAAAAAUAUUCUAGUAGCAUUAAAAGUUACUGGGAAUGAUCAGGCUAAUGCUUGUGAAUGGUUGCUGGGAGAAAGAAGACGUAGUUUACAAGAUUUGGACGAAGGUCUCGAAACCGAUGGUCCAAUUUAUAAUGCAAUUAUGAGUAAUCCUCAUAUUCAACUUAGUCUUACAAGACCAAAGAUGUUGCUUGCAUACUUAUCAAUGAUAGAAACACCUGCCUCGGCAAAUGUAUGGAUUAACGACCCUGAAAUUGCACCUGUGCUUAACCAAAUAUCCAAGACAUAUCACACUGAAAAACAUGCCAUUCAUAUGAAUCGUUAUACCUAA
Messenger RNA from Cyphomyrmex costatus, 1410 nucleotides. RefSeq names its product Kip1 ubiquitination-promoting complex subunit 2 (gene Kpc2). NCBI's taxonomy places the organism in Eukaryota, Metazoa, Arthropoda, Insecta, Hymenoptera, Formicidae. Gene Ontology annotation, cellular component: ubiquitin ligase complex. The transcript has 8 exons. The coding region runs from base 10 to 1410 and encodes 466 amino acids. The record is from RefSeq and is a predicted model, not a curated record. Gene Ontology annotation, molecular function: protein binding.